Messenger RNA from Drosophila miranda, 439 nucleotides. RefSeq lists its product as uncharacterized. Lineage: Eukaryota; Metazoa; Arthropoda; Insecta; Diptera; Drosophilidae. The transcript has a single exon. The coding region runs from base 1 to 399 and encodes 132 amino acids. The record is from RefSeq and is a predicted model, not a curated record.
AUGCGUUCCCUGUCUCUUAUAUGUCUGCUCUUCGGCCUGGUCUGGGCCCAAACGACGCCAUCACCCGAUCCGUCUGACAUCCAAUUCCCUCCGUUCGUUGUUACCGAUGGGAAGUACGCCCUGCGUACCUUUGCCAAGGUGAACUGGUACCAGGCCCAGGCCACCUGUGCCUCCUACGGCUACACUCUGGUCAGCAUCACCCCAGAGAGCGAUCAGCGGGCUCUGCGCAAUUUCCUGUACACCUACAGCAGCUUCCAGCCCGGCUUCGACUACUAUCCCAGCGGGUACAGGCACUGCCUGGGCCUCUAUGCCAUCACCAGUACCUGGGUGAACGAGGAAUGCAGCGAGCAGCGCUACUUUGUGUGCGAGAAACGUUGCCUGUUCGACGACGUCAAUUAGUGGAGACCAUGGGUCCUAGAAUUUAUCGGUGUUAGUUUAU